Molecule: messenger RNA, 1473 nt
Organism: Patella vulgata (common limpet)
Lineage: Eukaryota; Metazoa; Mollusca; Gastropoda; Patellidae
Exons: 3
Coding region: 187-1473 (428 amino acids)
Molecular function (GO): catalytic activity
Source: RefSeq, a predicted model, not a curated record
AAAAAUCCAGAAGAUAUUUUGGAUUUUCAGUAUGUGAAAAAUUCUAAAGAUGAUGCCGAGUUCGAUAGAAUUAGUCGACAACCAUUUGAUCUAUCCACAAGAGGGUGUCUCCGUUUUAUCUUCGCCAGUGAACCAGCUGCCAGGACCAGGUUUGUUUUUCAACACGUUGGCGUUGAUUUCUAUACAAUGGGAUUAAUUCUUAAAGAUCUCAGAAAUAUUGGACCUGCGCUUGGCUAUGGUGUGAAUCUCCCCCCCUCACCAAGCGAACAAACGGGACGAGCAGCUUUAUAUGUGGAGGCAGCCAUGAAACCGAUGGAGAAUGAAAUGAAGCAGUUUUGGCAGUCCAAAGUCAAAGCAGGUGUACCUGAUAUAACAUUGAACAAAUACCCAAGAAACGACAUGAUGAAGGGAGACAUUCGACCUAUUAUAUGUACUCUACCAAACGACACGUCAAAUGCUAUUUUGAAAUUAGCACCACAUCUGAAAACAACAGUCUUUAAGUUGUUCACAUCCAUAUAUCAAAUGUAUUUUCACUUUAUGACAGGCCAUGAAAAGGUGGUAAUAUCUGCUCCGCUUGAUUUGAGGAUCCACUUGCCACCCGAAACUCAGUCUUUUUAUGAAAAUAUGAUGUCAGCGGUGCCAUUGUUUACCAUGUUUAACAACCCACACCAAACAGCCGAGGAAUUCAUUAGAACCAACACCAUUAAUAUAAGCCAGAGUCUUGCCCACGGUCUGUAUUCAGUUGUACUUAUACGAGAAUUGUUAGAGAACAAAGAAGAAGGAAAAUGGCUGACUAGACAUAGUGUUGUUGAAGAAGAUAUGUCCACUAUAAACGAUUUACAGAAGAAAAGUAAACAAGAUAAUGUUGUGCAUCCUACUCUUGGAUUUACAUAUGAAACUCGUCUAAUGGUUUGGAUAGAUAAAAGAACUUCUUACAUCAGACUCCAUCUCGAAUGUCUUCCAGAAUUAUAUACUGAAGCCGAAGCCCAGGGUCAUAUGAAUAACAUCGUUAAGUUAAUGAACGCAGUGCUAAAUGAUAGUAAUAAGACAUUGUCAGAAUUAAAAGAACUGGUUGUACCUAAACAAGAGAUUGUACCAGACACAAUUAAAGAUGAUGGAGAAGAAGAAGUUGGGGCCCGUUUCCUUAAAGAAACCAGUUUGGGUUAUGAUCAUUUGGUUUAUGCUAAAAUCACAUCUAUAUCUGGACGCCCAGAGAUUAAAUGGGCUUCAAUUGGUUACAGAGGAAGAUCAAAACCCAAAAAAUUCAAGUCUUUACCAUUGGCAGAAGUGCAUAAUGUUUAUCUUGCUGUAUAUAAAGGUUUCCGUACAGUUGUAUUUGAGACGAGGAAGAAGAAAUUUAUAUUUAAAUUUAUUGAUGGUGAUGAGAUAGCUGCCUUUACUCGGUGUUUGGAGAAUAAUCUAGAAGAACACCCGAGUAUGACAAAUGGAAAUGCUGAAAGUAUACAUGCCUGA